Ruditapes philippinarum (Manila clam) is the source of this 1848-nucleotide messenger RNA. Its product is annotated as galactosylceramide sulfotransferase-like. The transcript has 2 exons. Gene Ontology annotation, molecular function: galactosylceramide sulfotransferase activity. NCBI's taxonomy places the organism in Eukaryota, Metazoa, Mollusca, Bivalvia, Venerida, Veneridae. Bases 72 to 1214 code for a protein of 380 amino acids. The record is from RefSeq and is a predicted model, not a curated record. Gene Ontology annotation, cellular component: membrane. Gene Ontology annotation, biological process: glycolipid biosynthetic process.
CACCGGCAGAUGACAUACAUAUUGACCCAUGCGAAACAGUUGUUUAAAAGUUUACAAUAUUUAUAUGAUACAUGUUUGUCGAAAGCAAGCGUGAAUUGUUUUUAUGGAAAAAGGAAAUUUUCAAAAUGUUACUGGAUAAUAAUCGGGCGAAAAAUAGAGUUUGCAUGCAAAUUACAGUUGUUCUGGUAUUCACAGUCAGUGUAAUUCAUACUAUUGCAUUUCUGCCACUAUCAAAGCAGGUAGCGAAUAACGAUGAUACGAAAGGGAAAACUACACAUAUUAGAUUUUUAAGAGUUCACAAAUGUGGUACUGCAACAAUGUCAAAUGUAAUUUUCCGGUUUGGACUAUAUAACAAUUUAACAUUUGCAAUGCCAAAAAAGGGUGGAUAUAUCACAAACACAGAUUCUCUACUUCCUGUGCGUCCGACUGGUCAUUAUGAUAUUUUGAUCGGGCAUUCCAUAUAUAGCCGUAAGUUAUAUCAGUAUUCAUUUGGAACAGAUUCGAUAAAUAUUGCAAUUGUUCGCGAUCCUGUUCAAAGAAUGAUAAGUGCUGCGUAUUUUUACAGAGAUGUUUGGCCACAAGCAUAUCUCCGACGUGUCCCAAAAAGUAAUUUCAUUGAAAAUCUUGUCCGAUUACCUGAUGUGUAUGACAGAGCUCCAUUUAGUUUCACAAGAAAUUCCAUGGGGAGGGACUUUGGAUUUUCUUCAUCUAUAUCUAUCAAUGAUACAAAUAAAAUAGACCAACACCUAGACAUGCUUAAAAAAGACUUCAAACUUGUCCUUGUGAAGGAAAGGUUCAACGAAUCGCUUGUCUUGAUGAAAAGAACUUUAAACUGGGACAUCGAAGAUAUACUGUAUGUAAAGAUAAAUGCAUACAAGCAUGAAGUAGUAACGCUCAGUUCAGAUCUUAUAAAGAAACUACAAAAAACCUGUUUCUUAGAUGUUAUAUUGUAUGAAACUUUUUCUAAGAUAUUUGAUGAGAAAGUUAAAAAUGAGGGUCCUAAAUUUCACCGUGAGGUAGAAUGGUUUCAAAACGUGCUUCAAUUAGUGACUGAGUUCUGCAAUGCAGAGAAAGCUGGUGCAAUGGUGAGAAUAGACCAAUCGGAAUGGAACGAGCCAUUUCACAUCACUCGGGAGAACUGUUCGGACAUGAAAACAGGAGCCCUAACUUACCUUCCAAUGCUCAGAAUUCGUCACAAAAAGAUGAAUAAUUGAAAUUAUGUAGAUUAAUGACAUUAUGGCUUUGUUACAACUUUAAAACUCUGCCCUUUAUCAAAAAGAACAUUUUAUCCGUUUUAUUAUAACGAUUGAAAAAUAUGAUUAUAUAAACAUUGUAAAUAUAUUUCUGAUAUAUAUGUAUAGUCUGUAACUUGGAAAUAUGAUGAUUAUUAUAAAACGCCUUAGCAAUUUUUAUUGAAAUUUACUUGGUUAAUUUUGCAAUACACAAUCUUUUGCUAGAAUUGUGUGCCAAUUCUUAAUUGGAUUCUUUUGUUUGGGUAUUUUAACCAUUGUCUUAUCACCAGUGAUGAUAACUGUCGGCGCAUUUUAGUUUUCUCGUGGUACAAGUCAGCGUCUACAGCUUAGAUAUAUUCAAAUGUAGCAUUGCAAAGUAAACAUCCUUCACUACAGUGUUGUUAUAUUUUUGUGGUUCUUUAGGAUCUUUGACUAUCAAACAGAGUCUGCUAUUUUAAUGUGAUUAGCACACGUAUGAGGGAUCACCCUUUCCAAGUCUUUUACAAAAAGAAAUUAAAUCCAAUUAAUUAUGCACUUGUGUAAAAAUGGCUUUGAUCCGGGUUUCACCGAGUUUACAUUGUAAAUAUAUAUUGGGAACCUUUUCACUGAAGCUACA